GAGAGGCAGGGACGUAGUAUAUAUACCUAGUUUUAGUUGUGGAAUACAAUAUAUUUGUACAAGAGAACGACGGAGAGCGUCCUGAACUUUGCACCUAGUUGUGUUUGGACUUGGGCACAAGUUUAUAAAUUCAAUUUCUCGUCAAUCGUUUUACUUAUUUAUAAGAAAGGUGUGAAUUUGGACCAGUACUUUCACUCCCGCACGUUUGCAAAUAAUUUGUGGUAUUUAACACCCUUCAGUACAAGUUUAUCCUAUUGCGUACAACCAAGCUAUAAAUAAAUAAUAAUCCCGCCAGUGAAAAACUAUUUCUGAUUUCAUUUAAUUUGAAAUUUAGUGAAUUGAAAAAUCUGCGUUUAUUAAAGAAGAAUGGCCAAGUUUAUGCGUGUUUUAAAAAAUCAUAGUUUACAAUGGUCUAAAUUGAAAAGUAUUGAAAGUAUUCAGUGUAGUAGUGCGUUUGCAAGGAGAGAAUACAGCAGUUUGAAACAUCAACCUGAAGAGAAAUACAACAGUAACAUCGUGCAGACAUCUUUAGGUAAUGUGAAAGUGCCUAACGAGAAUGUCGUUGAACACAUUUGGAAGGACUAUGAAAAGUGGGGUGACCAACCAGCAUCGACAUGUGCAGUAUCAGGAAGAACUUACAGUUACUUCAUGAUGAGAAUGAUGAUUCAAAGAUGUGCAAAAGGUUUAAUAGCACAUUGCGGAAUGGAACCAAGAGACGUUGUUGGUUUGCUUCUUCCAAACAUUCCAGAAUACAUAGUGGCAUGUCACGGAGCUUUAGAAGCUGGAUUAACUGUCACGUUUGUAAAUCCAUUAUAUACCCCAGAUGAAGUUAAAAGACAGUUUGAGAAUGCUGGUGUUAAAAUGAUAAUGACGAUUCCGUUAUUUUUGGAAGUAGCAACAACGAUAGGAAAACAUUUGCUUGGGUAUAAAUCGACGAUUUGCAUCGGUGGCGAAGAUGAUGCAUCGCAAAAUGUUCACGGUUUUCAAGAUUUGUUAAUGGCCGAUUAUCAAGCUGAACUACCGGGGAUAAAUCCAAAAGAAAUUGCAAUUCUUCCGUAUUCCAGUGGUACAACCGGAAUGCCAAAAGGGGUUAUGUUGUCUCAUUACAAUCUUAUCGCUAAUUUAUUGCAAAUUAAACAUCCAGCUUUUAUGGAAGAAAGAGAUCCUGAUGUCCAAGAACAAGCUUUAACCGUUUUACCAUUCUUCCACAUUUAUGGAUUUAACGGUAUCUUAAACACAACGUUAUCUCAAGGAGUUCAUAUAAUUACCCUCCCAAAAUUCACGCCGGAAGAUUAUAUUAAAGCUUUAGAAGAAUUCCGACCAACGUUCCUAUUCGUGGUGCCUUCUUUGCUUUUAUUCUUAGCGUCACAUCCGGCUAUUACCAAAGAUCAUUUAUCAUCGAUUAAAAAUGUUACUUCAGGAGCAGCUUCUGCACCUGAAGGAUUAUUACAGAAGUUCCGGCAAAAAUGUGGCAAUGAUGUUGUUAUAAGACAAGGAUAUGGUAUGACAGAAAGUUCACCAGUUACUUUAUUUAUGCCUCUUCUGACUCCACCCUCCAAAAUUGGUACUUGUGGGGUUUUGGCAGCUAGUACAGAAGCAAAGAUUGUCGAUUUAGUUACAGGUGAAGAAUUACCUGAACUUAAAUCAGGCGAAUUACUUGUUAGAGGUCCACAGAUUAUGGCAGGAUACUUAAAUAAUGAAAAAGCGACAGCUGAAACUAUUGAUGAAGAGGGUUGGUUGCAUACAGGAGAUGUUGCUUAUUAUGAUGAGGAUAAAUAUUUCUUCAUAGUUGAUCGUACAAAGGAGUUAAUCAAAGUUAAAGGAAACCAGGUAUCUCCAACCGAAUUGGAAAAUAUAAUUCUCGAAAUGCCUGCAGUAGCUGAUGUUGCUGUGGUUGGAGUACCAGAUACUUUAGCUGGAGAAGUUCCAAGAGCUUUUAUUGUAAAGAAACCAAAAGCGGCUUUAACAGAGGAAGACGUUUUAAAGUAUGUAAACCCAAAAGUGGUUCAUUAUAAGAAAUUAUCGGGAGGUAUACGCUUUUUGAACAUGAUUCCACGUAAUCCAAAUGGAAAAAUUCUCAGGAAUGAGCUUAGAUUGAUUAAAUGAGAAGCGAAAGUUAAUACUCAUUCAAGAAUUGGAUCUUUUUAAAAUAACUAGUUUUUAAGUUAUAACUUUUUUAUUAUUGUGUAAAUAUAUGUUUUUAUUGAUAUU
Messenger RNA from Onthophagus taurus, 2211 nucleotides. RefSeq lists its product as uncharacterized. Gene Ontology annotation, biological process: long-chain fatty acid metabolic process; fatty-acyl-CoA biosynthetic process. NCBI's taxonomy places the organism in Eukaryota, Metazoa, Arthropoda, Insecta, Coleoptera, Scarabaeidae. Gene Ontology annotation, molecular function: long-chain fatty acid-CoA ligase activity. The record is from RefSeq and is a predicted model, not a curated record.